AUAUGGGCCUGUGGUCCUGCCUAAUUUCCUGUCUCAUCAAGCAGCAGGUCUUCCUGCUGGUCUUUGCUGCCAUCUUCAGAGAAGACAUUAAAUUUAAAACCCAUCAAUCUCUGGCUUCUUCAAUCCAUUCUAUGUUCUUGAAACUUCUGUAAAACUACUCUAAUUCUCUCUGAUUUCUCCAAAUCUGAAACAUGUGCUCUGAAUCAGAUCAACUUCACAUCCUUCUCUUCCCUCUAAUGGCACAAGGCCAUAUGCUUCCCCUUUUAGAUAUCGCCAAGCUCUUUGCUGCAAGAGGGGUUAAAGCCACCAUCAUCACCACCCCAGUAAACGCAACUCGUUUAACUAAAUCAAUACAAACAUCUCAAGAUUUGUCCACCCAAAUCAACCUCAAGAUCAUUAAAUUUCCCAGCCAAGAAGCUGGAUUACCAGAAGGUCUCGAAAAUCUUGAUAUGGUUUCUGAUCAACAGAUUCACAGCAAGUUCUUUGAAGCUUUAUCUUUGCUUCAAGAACCUCUGGAGAAAGCCAUAGAAGAGUUGUGUCCACAUGGUCUCGUUUCAGACAUAUUCUUUCCUUGGACAACUGAUGUAGCUUCCAAGUAUGGAAUUCCGAGGAUAAUCUUCCAUGGUACUAGCUUCAUUAACAUGUGUUGCAUGGCGAAUAUUGAACAACAUCAACCUCACAAGACAGUAUCUUCUGAUACUGAGCCUUUUAUCUUGCCUGGGUUGCCUGACUCGCUCAAGUUCACAAAAUUACAGCUACCAGAUAGGUAUAGACUACAGAGUCCACCUUUUAUGGAAAGGUUGCUAGGCAGUGCCAAAGAAGUAGAGAAAAGAAGCUAUGGGGUGAUAGUUAACAGUUUUUAUGAACUGGAAUCUGGAUAUGCUGAUUAUUACAGAAAAGUUUUGGGGAGGAAAGCUUGGCAUAUAGGACCAGUUUCUCUUUGCAACAGGAAUCUUGAAGAAAAGGCUCAUAGAGGAAGGGAAGCAAGCAUAAGCAAACAUGAGUGUCUGAAAUGGCUUGAUGCGAAGAAACCCAAUUCUGUUCUUAACGUAUGCUUUGGUACGGUUACAAAGUUUUCUGACUCCCAGCUACAUGAGAUUGCAAUAGGGCUUGAAGCUUCAAAGCAAAAUUUCAUCUGGGUUGUUAGGAAAGACAAGAACGAAGAAGAAUCUGAAGAGAAAUGGUUGCCUGAGGGGUAUGAGAAAAGAAUGGAAGGAAAGGGACUAAUUAUAAGGGGAUGGGCACCCCAAAUUUUGAUUCUUGAUCAUGAAGCUAUUGGUGGGUUUAUUACUCACUGUGGGUGGAACUCUACUUUAGAAGGUGUGAGUGCCGGAUUACCAAUGGUAACCUGGCCCAUUUUUGCUGAUCAGUUCUUCAAUGAGAAAUUGAUUACUGAUGUUUUGAAGAUUGGAGUUAGUGUAGGUGCUCAAAAAUGGAUUAGACUGGUAGGAGAUUACGUGAGCAGUGAAAAGAUAGAGAAGGCAGUGAAGGAGAUUAUGGUGGGUGAGAAAGCAGUGGAAAUGGGGAUCAGAGCAAAGAAGAUCGGAGAAAUAGCAAAAAGGGCCAUUGAAGAAGGAGGCUCAUCAUACAAUGAUCUGGGAGUUUUGAUUGAAGAAUUGAAGGCUCGACGUGCUUAAGGCCUGCAACAAUUACUAUGAGCAAUACAUGCCUAGCGCUGUUAAUUUUACAAGUAUUUCCUGUUUUAUGUAUUAAAGCCGUUUCAGGUUUAGCUUGCUGUAAUUAAUGUAUGUUUUCUCUUGGAAAUUUUUAAUUCCAUCCACUGAUCACCAUCUAAUCUUAUUUCUCUUUUCCU
Manihot esculenta (cassava) is the source of this 1813-nucleotide messenger RNA. Its product is annotated as scopoletin glucosyltransferase. Bases 192 to 1637 code for a protein of 481 amino acids. Lineage: Eukaryota; Viridiplantae; Streptophyta; Magnoliopsida; Malpighiales; Euphorbiaceae. The transcript has a single exon. Gene Ontology annotation, molecular function: UDP-glycosyltransferase activity. The record is from RefSeq and is a predicted model, not a curated record.